CUCAAGAAGCCUGUGGAUUCGCAAGCUUACCAGCUAGCCUUGUGUGAAAUUCCUUCGGCCGGACACGCACCCGCAAUAAACGUUCUCGAAUGUUCGUUCCGUGGCCACCGUCAACCAUGGAGUCCCCCGUCACCGAGGACUGUUUCACGCUCAACGACACGGCCAUAGUGACCGACUGCGAUGGCCUGGGUGCCAACGCCAGUUGGCGCACGCCCUCACCGGAAGGGGUGCCGUCCUGGAACCAGACGUCUCUGCAGUUGCCUCCCGAUCACGUCUACUUCGAGUACCCCGAAGAGAUGCUGGUGCCGUGGGUGAUGAACGAGUACUUCUUCUUCAUCGUGGUGACGUACUUGGUGACUUUCGCCAUCGGCGUGAGCGGCAACUUGGUGGUGAUAUCCGUGAUGGCAGGCGACAAGUCCUCGAGGAACGUCACCAGCGUCUUCCUCGUAAGCCUGGCCGUGUCCGACCUGCUCCUGCUGACCAUAUGCGCACCGCUGGACGUGGCUCACUACUUCGUGGUGCGGUGGGACGCCAGCGGCACGGUCUGCAAACUGGCCGCUUACGCCGAGACGGUGUCCGCUUUCGCUUCGGUGCUCAACAUGGUUGCCGUUACGCUCGAAAGGUUCGUGGUGAUCGUGUUCCCCAUUCACUCGCGCACGGUGUGCACCAUGAGCAACUGCAAAAGGCUGAUGUGGGGCGUCUGGCUCGUGUCCCUUGUUGUGGCCCUGCCGAUGCUCUUCGUAAAGAACGUGAUUCAGACAACGUUCACGAACCUGAGGGUGAACGUGACCAUCUACAGUUGCAAGGACGAACACGACUGGCAGGGCCAGUCAGUGUCCUGGUACCGUCUCGUCACGCUGUUCGCUCUUCCGUCGGUGGUCAUGAUCGUCUGCUAUUCGUGGGUCAUCCUCGAACUCUGGGUCAGCACCAAGACCAUGGACCAGCUCACUCAGUCCGCAAAGUUCAGCUACCAAUGUCAGGCACCCACGACGCCCAGACUGGGCUCUCUCCCCAGUCCAGCUCCCCAGCAGCCGAACUGCAGGCUCAUCCUACGGGGCCAUGCCAACUCUGACAUAAGGGACGUCAAGAGAGCACGCCAGCAGGUCAUCAAGAUGCUGAUACUUGUGGUGAUCCUCUUCCUGCUCUGUUGGGGUCCCCGGCUCGUCAUGGAGAUCGUCAUCAAGUGCUGCCUCAACGUGUUCAACCACGGCGUGUACGCUGUGCGCGUUCUCUUCUACCUGCUGCCGUUCGUGCACAGCUGCCUGAACCCGAUCGUCUAUUGCUUCAUGUCCAGCAAGUUCCGCCGCCGCAUGGUGCGCUGCUGCCACCGCACCUGCUUCGAGCCGCGCUGCCGCGUCAAGUCGGCCACCACGAACAACCGCUGCUCGUCCCGUAACGGCACGACGCGACUCGGCUCGACGUACACCUUCACGUCGUACGCCACGUCGACGGUGGCCAUACCGUCCUCGAUGACGCAGCUACCGGGCGACUCGCUCGCCUUGUGACAAUCGCCGUGCCCGCCGCUGCACCAGCGCGGCGCCGUUCAGCUGCACGCCGUCAAGGGAGCCAAGAAGAAGAGUGCCAAGCAGCACAAUCGAUGCAGGGACACCUCCAUUGAGGACUUUCUGUGAGCGCACAAACAGAGGGACCUUUAAUGUUCUCUCGGAAAUAUAACACACUCAGAUGGAGAUAUAUAACACACUCAUAUAAGAAAUGAGAAAUAUAACACACUCAUAAUCAUAGAAGGACGAGUAACCGUUCCGUGACAGCGAAGAACGCUGGACAUUGAAUCACAAGUGUCAACAUGCGAGACCAUAGGUCUCAACUGAAGACUGAGAGUUCAAGGAGGUUCACCAGAUGCUCGUCAACGAGGCUCAUCGCUGAUUUCAACAGUGUUGUUGUAACGCGGCCAAUUAGCGACGUUGAAGUGCGUUCAGCGUACAUUGGAUGUAUGUAAACGGGCAUUCUUCAAGGGGUAGAUGUGUGUAAAGAGGCACCCUUUAGGGUCGAAUCCAAAUGCAUGUCAGAAUGAGGAAAUACGUUCGGCAGUGCCAUCCCAGUUGAGUUUGUAGCAGCGAGCAGAUAGUUUUCCAAACACGCUUCUGUUGUGUGUGUCAUCUCAUGAACCUGAUGAAGUGAACAUUUUUGUAAAAUGAAAUGUUUACUGACGGUCAUGCCGCUAUCAGCUUUGUUUCCUCGCAAGCUUAUGGUUGUGCACGCCUUAGCUUAUUCAUAACAUCAACGCGGCUGCAGCUUCUAUUCGUGGGCGUGUAUGUUGUGGUGCCAACUUUUGGAAAAAGUUCCAAGAGGGCAAGCAAUCUUUCGCUCCACUCUGACGUUACAUUUCCAUUUCUGACGACCUUCAUUUCUUCGUGUGUACUGCGGCUCUAGCGGACUAUUUCCGCCAUCCUAAUGGUCACUUACGAACAAUAUGGUCGAGGACAUGGCUUUUAAUAAUCAACCACGAAUGUGAAGCAAAUAUUCAUUUUGGGUCAAUUGGAAAAGAUGUACAUAGUUUUGUCUGGUGUCUUGCUUCAAAUAAGAUUUGAAAUCUGUCCACUAUACGUCGAUUGUCGCAGUAAAUAUAUUUGCAGCUACUGAUUUUGUAUUAUGCCCCCUUAAGGCGAGGCUACUGCCCGUUGUGAUGUUUUCGAGUGUUGCAGGCGCCUUUGAGGGGAAUUGCCUCUCUUCACAAAUCUGAAGAGAAGACCCCACAUGAGAGAGAAUCUCACCGAACCCAGUUCAGGAUUAAAAAUGUUGGUCUGAACGUACCGAUCCUGUUAUGGUUGUUGCGUUUUUGUGUGUACCAUGUGAAGUCUAUUUGUGGCCCGCGUCUAAACCUGAGUUGCCCAUCCCAGUGAAAUAAUGGAGACGUUUUUAUAUAUGAUCAUGUCCAGUUUAGGAGUUUUUUUUAAAUUGCUCUAUACCAGUUAGCGUCGUUUUCUCACAUCGUUCAUACCUGACUAUGCCAGCAUUCUUUUCAGCCACAUGGAUCCGAGUGCCAUGGAUUUGGUUCCACAUUUGAUGUAGGCAUAAAGACCUUGGACUUGUUCAACUCCAGACGUGUUCUUCCUCGCUUGUUUAAGAUUAUGUCAAGAACAGGGUGAACGCCGUGAUUACUAGUGCUCUGUGUGGCUUUGUGAUGAGAACGUUGGUGUUGGCAUACGUCAUUUUUUGUAAGGCUUGAAGAGGACACUGUUCUAGCCUUGAAGUCUUCGUGUCAAACACUUGUUAUUCGUGUCUAACUGUUGUGUUUUCCAGGAAUCCCGUGAUGCUGUUACACUCCUGAUGAUAAACGUUGCUCUAUUUGAGGGUUACUUAGAACUUUUUCAUAUCACAUACCCCGCCCAUUCUCGCAGUGCUGGUUCUUCAUGCAUAGCAUUCUGAAACAAUGCCGGGUGGUGCAAUGUACGUAACAUUUUCACUGGUGCUUGUAUUCCCGGUGCCCUUGUUGUUAUAGUGUAAAGCUGUUAAUGAAAUGUUGUCAUUAUUUGUGAAUUUCGUCGCAAACUGCCCGUUGAUAAAAACAGAUAACAAGAAAGUUGAAUUGUGCGCUGUAAAUGCUAUUUUUUUCGCACCUAGUCCCUCCUUCGUAGAAUAUAUCUCUAACCGAGUUUAUGGCAGAAUUCUUGUGCUUCAAGAGGUGGAACCAAACAAAGGGAUGUUAAAGGGCUCCGAAACCACUCCGAGUACAAAGACGAGAGUGUCGUUUCUUUCACGCCUCCACUACCCAUCCUACAGGCGCUAUCUCCUCCUACAGACUUAUUUCUUCAGAAAACCCGUUGACAACGUCAGCGCUAAGCGUAGAGCAUAUCAGAAUUUCGCGCUUUUCGGCUAGAGGCUGUUAUCUCCACUUGCGCAGUCUAAAAAGCACAAAACGAAGGGAAAUCAAUUAAUCACGCUCGAUUUUUGAGCGAGGCAAAGCUGAACGGGCGUGUAAUUGCAUAAGAAAGCAGAUAAUAAUAAUAUCUAGGGUUUAACGUCUCAAAACCACGAGUUUAUUAUGAGAGACGCCGUAGUGAAGGGCUCCGAAAAUUUCCACCACCUGGGGUUCUUUAACGUGCGCGUAAAUCUAAGUACACGGGCCUCAAUAUUUUCGCCUCCAUCGAUCCCGCGACCUUCGGGUCAGCAAUCGAGCGCCAUAACCACUAGACCACCGUGGCGGGGCAUAGCAAAGCAGGGUAGGAAAGAAUUCAUAACUGAUGCCCCUCGUGUAUGGACCAAUCGAGAGCUUACUUCCUCAUGACGUCCCGUGAACAAACUGCUGGUUUCACGAAUAGCGCCAAAAAGGCAGGAAACGCCAGGACGAGAUUGACACGCUCGUCCUUUGUAUCUUCACAGGUUGUUUAGGGGCCCUUUAAAGAGUAACGAGAAAGAAAACCAGUGCUGUAUAAGUUCCACAGCGAACCUGGUUGCACGGCAGUGAUGAACAAUUGCGGACAUGUGACGUGUUUUAUGUUGUUACGUACUUGUGAUAGUCUUCUACUCCUGCCUCUUCUCUGAGCUCGAUGAGCGUCAAUAAACGAGCACCGC
Rhipicephalus sanguineus (brown dog tick) is the source of this 4533-nucleotide messenger RNA. RefSeq names its product cholecystokinin receptor type A. Gene Ontology annotation, cellular component: plasma membrane. Lineage: Eukaryota; Metazoa; Arthropoda; Arachnida; Ixodida; Ixodidae. Gene Ontology annotation, molecular function: G protein-coupled receptor activity. The transcript is spliced from 5 exons. Gene Ontology annotation, biological process: G protein-coupled receptor signaling pathway. Bases 90 to 1505 code for a protein of 471 amino acids. The record is from RefSeq and is a predicted model, not a curated record.